AUGAAAACUUCUACCAUCUCAGCAACUUUACUUCCAGCCAUCAUUGGAGAGGCCAUUGCAGAAGACAGCAGCAGUAGCACUAGUUCAAGAAGUAUCGAUGUGGCAGCCUUACAUUCAUCUAUUUUUUCGUCAAUGUCAGUGGCAGCCGCAGAGGCAAGCAUAAUUAUAUCCUUAUAUUCGGCUCAUUCAACAGACGCAUCAGUUAGAUCCAGAUACUCUGCAUAUUUAUCUAGUUCCAGCUCAAAUGCCGCCUACCUAUCCUCGUAUUAUGCACAACAUUCCGAAAGAGCUUCCUCAUAUUUAUCCGAACAUUCUACCGACACUUUUAUGCAAUCUGCCAAUACCAAACUUUCUUCUAUGGUGAGUCAAGCAACUGCCUCUUCAUCAUCAUCAGGCAGUUCAUCCAACGGGGUGGCUGAAAAUCUAGCAUGCUCUGGUCUCUUUAUUGGAGUUGCAGCCGGUGCUAUAGGUUUAUUAUUAUGA
Molecule: messenger RNA, 483 nt
Organism: Kazachstania africana CBS 2517
Lineage: Eukaryota; Fungi; Ascomycota; Saccharomycetes; Saccharomycetales; Saccharomycetaceae
Exons: 1
Coding region: 1-483 (160 amino acids)
Source: RefSeq, a predicted model, not a curated record